AUGAAAGAUUUAUUGGUUGAGUUUGAUGAUGUACCUGAUGAAAUUCUUAUAUAUAUAUUUAAAAAACUGUACAAUGUUGAAGUACUUUAUUCUUUAAUGGAUGUUAAUCAACGACUCAAUAGAAUUGUACAUGAUACAAUUUUUACUCGUGAUUUAUAUUUAUUAGAAUAUUUACCAGACAACAAAACUAGCUCUCCAUUAUCAGAUUCAAUACUUGAUCAAUUUUGUUCAAAAAUUUUACCUGAAAUUGGACACCGAAUUGAAACUCUUUAUCUUGAACAAACAUCAAUGAAACGUAUUCUUCAUGUUACAAAUUAUCCUAAUUUAAAUAACCUUAGUUUAUUUCAUAUCGACUCCGAAACAGCUAUGGCUCUAUUUGAUGGUAAGAGAUUUUCUUUGAUUGAUUUUAUGGUAGAAUUAAUUAGUUAUUAG
This is a messenger RNA of Rotaria sordida, 432 nucleotides long. Lineage: Eukaryota; Metazoa; Rotifera; Eurotatoria; Philodinida; Philodinidae. The record is from the annotation of a GenBank genome assembly.